AUGGCCAUCCCCUUGAAUAUCACCCAAGAAAUGGAGCUGCGGUACAAGCCCUACAAAUUCGAGGAGCUCAAGACACUGAGUAACUACAUGGAUGAGUACUGGGCUACUUCCUUCAUCAUAGUUCCCAUUUACCUGCUGCUUAUUUUUGUGGGAAAGACCUACAUGAAGAACCGGAAGGGCUUCAACCUACAGAAGCCCCUCAUCCUCUGGUCCUUUUCCCUGGCGGUCUUCAGCAUCAUAGGGGCAGUCAGGAUGUGGGGCUACAUGAGCAUCCUGUGGCACAACUACAACAUGAUGAACACCGUAUGUUUCAGCAUCUUCAUCGAUUCUACCACUGUAAAGUUCUGGUCAUCCAUCUUUGCUGUCAGCAAGAUCGUUGAACUUGGAGACACAGCCUUCAUCAUCCUACGCAAGCGGCCUCUCAUCUUUGUGCACUGGUACCAUCACAGCAGCGUGCUGAUGUUCACCUUCUUCGGAUAUUAUAAGAAGAUGCCUGGAGGUGGCUGGUUCAUGACCAUAAACUUUGGGGUGCAUGCCAUCAUGUACACAUACUACACUCUGAAGGCAUGCCACAUAAACACCCCCAGGAUCCUUCCCAUACUCAUCACCAGCCUGCAGAUCCUGCAGAUGGUAGCUGGACUUCUUGUGAGCAUAAUGGUUUACUUCUGGAGACAGGAAGAUGGCUGCUCCACGACAGAGAAUGAAUUAUUCUGGUCUGCCUUAUUGUACAUAUCCUAUUUCAUCCUUUUUGCCAAUUUCUUCAUCCGAGCUUACAUCAUACCCAAAGACAAAGCCAAGAUCAAGAGCCAGUGA
This is a messenger RNA of Suncus etruscus (white-toothed pygmy shrew), 813 nucleotides long. RefSeq names its product ELOVL fatty acid elongase 3 (gene ELOVL3). The record is from RefSeq and is a predicted model, not a curated record. Gene Ontology annotation, biological process: fatty acid elongation, monounsaturated fatty acid; sphingolipid biosynthetic process; very long-chain fatty acid biosynthetic process. The transcript is spliced from 4 exons. Gene Ontology annotation, molecular function: fatty acid elongase activity. The coding region runs from base 1 to 813 and encodes 270 amino acids. NCBI's taxonomy places the organism in Eukaryota, Metazoa, Chordata, Mammalia, Eulipotyphla, Soricidae. Gene Ontology annotation, cellular component: endoplasmic reticulum membrane.